Messenger RNA from Penicillium argentinense, 2439 nucleotides. RefSeq names its product mannosyl-oligosaccharide glucosidase (gene cwh41). The coding region runs from base 1 to 2439 and encodes 812 amino acids. Gene Ontology annotation, biological process: protein N-linked glycosylation; oligosaccharide metabolic process. Gene Ontology annotation, cellular component: endoplasmic reticulum membrane. The record is from RefSeq and is a predicted model, not a curated record. NCBI's taxonomy places the organism in Eukaryota, Fungi, Ascomycota, Eurotiomycetes, Eurotiales, Aspergillaceae. Gene Ontology annotation, molecular function: Glc3Man9GlcNAc2 oligosaccharide glucosidase activity. The transcript has 8 exons.
AUGCGACAUCUCGGAAUCUCCUCUCUCCUAACGUCGCUGCUUUACGCGACCGGGAUCUCUGCCGCCCAGGAUCCCAACGAUGUCUCCAUCCUGAUCAACGAGGCCGCGCGCGCCAACAACCAGUCGCUGCUAUGGGGCCCCUACAAGUCCAAUCUGUACUUCGGGGUGCGCCCUCGAAUUGCGAACAGCCUGUCUGCAGGCUUGAUGUGGGCUAAGGUCGAUGACUUUGCCACGGCGCAGCAGAACUUUAGACAUACCUGCGAACAAAAUGAAGGCAUGGCCGGGUACGGCUGGGACGAAUAUGACGUGCGAAAGGGCGGACGCGAAACGAUCCACGACGCGGGAAAUCAAUUGGACCUCACGAUCGACUUCAUCAAGGUCCCUGGCGGCCAGAAUGGAGGUAGCUGGGGUUUCCGCGUGAAGGGUACUCCACGCGAGGACGGUAGCGAGCACCAGCCGACCUCAAUGAUUUUCUAUACCACACUGGAGGGGCUUGGUGAAUUGAGCGUCGAUCCAAAUACGGUGUCGGCCAGCUCGCCUCUUCAGGGCGACCUGAAGCUCAAUGGGUACUCUUCGGAGCUGGGUGAUUUCUCCAUUGAUGUCACCUCUGGUCCGGACAGCAAUGAGUAUUUCUUGCAUGAUCAUGCUACCUAUGAGGAUAAGCCACUGGGUCAGGGUAUUGUGUCUAGUGCGACUAUGCCGCAACAGCAUCUUUGGCAGGCGAAGGGUAUUCUUUUUACUCAGAUGAAGGGUGAAGUUGAGAAGACUAUCAACGAGUAUGGAACGGACAACCCGCCGCCCCCAGCUCAGUUGUUUACUAUUCCCCAUAAAGUCUUCACCGGCGCAUUCGAGUUUGAUGUCCUGUUCUCCUCUGGCUCAGCUCCCAAGCCCAUGACUUCCGAGACCAUCACCGAGGAGCUCAAGAAAUCCUCACUAUCCUUCUCGGAAAGAUUCAAUGAAGUCUUGGAGCCCAAGGCGCCGUUCAAGGCAAAGGAGUAUACCAAAUUCUCCAAGGCUAUGCUCUCUAACCUGAUUGGUGGUGUUGGAUUCUUCCACGGCGACGACGUUGUUGACCGUUCCGGCUCUCCGGCAUACGAUGAAGAGAAUGAAGGCUUCUGGGAGGAGACUGCAGAGGCAAGAGCUGCUGCGAAACCGGUUCUGGAGGGACCCAAGGAUCUCUUUACUUGUGUCCCCUCUCGGCCGUUCUUCCCCAGAGGUUUCCUUUGGGACGAAGGUUUCCACCUGAUGCCCGUCAUGGAAUAUGACUCUGAUCUUGCGCUUGAGAUCAUCAAGAGUUGGUUCCACCUGAUGGACGAGGAUGGCUGGAUUGCUCGCGAGCAAAUCCUUGGAAUGGAAGCUCGCAGCAAGGUUCCCCAAGAGUUCACCAUCCAGUACCCUCAUUACGCUAACCCUCCCACCCUUUUCAUGGCUCUGGAAGCCUUCAUGGACAAGGCCAAGGCCAACAACAAGAGCCACCAGCCUGGAUCCCUCGACAUCCCCGAUCUGGCCGAGGAUCUCCGCACUGCGACCUUAAACAAUCCCGAGCUGUCCGAUGCCUACCUUCGCUCCUUCUACCCUUUGAUGAAGAGACACUACCACUGGUUCCGCAACACCCAGCGUGGUGACAUCAAGGGAUAUGACCGCGAGGCCUUCUCAACCAAGGAAGCCUACCGCUGGCGCGGACGUUCUGAGCAGCAUAUCCUGACCUCUGGCAUUGACGACUACCCCCGUGCCCAGCCUCCUCACCCCGGUGAAUUGCACGUCGACCUUAUCAGCUGGAUGGGCAUGAUGACCCGUACUCUGCGCCGCAUCGCCGAGACUCUGGGCGAAGAAGAGGACGCGGAAGAAUUUGCUUACUACGAAACCGCCAUCACCCGCAACAUCGAUGAUCUCCACUGGAACGAGAAGGAGCAGACUUUUUGCGACGCUACCAUCGACGAGUUCGAGGAGAGCGUCCAUGUCUGCCACAAGGGCUACAUCUCUAUAUUCCCCUUCCUGACCGGCAUGUUGGGCCCUGACAGCCCCCGUCUCAAGGCCGUCCUGGACCUGAUCUAUGACCCCGAAGAGCUGUGGAGUGAAUACGGUAUCCGCAGCCUGAGCAAGAAGGAUAAGUUCUACGGUACCGCGGAGAACUACUGGAGAAGCCCAAUCUGGAUGCCUAUCAACUACUUGGUGGUGAAGAAUCUCUACGAUACUGCCAUCACCUCUGGCCCUCACCAGGAGCAGGCCCGGGAGAUGUACUCCAAGUUGCGGAAGAACCUGGUCGAGAACAUCUUCAAGGAAUGGAAGGAGACCGGAUUCGCCUGGGAGCAGUACAACCCCGAUACCGGCAAGGGCCAGCGCACGCAGCACUUUACCGGCUGGACCAGUAUGGUGGUGAACAUCAUGGCCAUGCCUGACCUGGCCGAGGGCGCUGACAGGGCUCAUGACGAGCUAUAG